UCAGCCUUGUAGGUUCCCACUUUCCAGUCACUCCACGUUCAGUCCUUACCAACUUGUACAGACACCUCUGUCUGUUUCAAAGCUGACAUUUCUUGCUGCCAUGGAGACGACGAGGCUGUUGUGGGAAACACUGGGUCUCCUGUUACUGUUGGCCUGUCUGGACUCUGCACAGUCACGAAGCUGCUCAACCUUGUUCUGCCGAAAAUCGCACCGUGUCAGCGGCCUCAAUGGAGUCGACCCUGGGUCUCCUCUUUUUCUCACUCCGUACUUGGAGAAAGGCGCCAUAGAUGAAGCCAGGAAACUGAGUCUCGUCGGAGAGCUGCCAGGUGCCAAUGUCAAGAGUUAUUCUGGGUAUCUCACCGUCAACAAAAAAUACAACAGCAACCUCUUCUUUUGGUUCUUUCCUGCACUGAUGCCAGCCCAACAGAAUGCUCCAGUGCUGCUGUGGCUGCAGGGUGGACCUGGUGGCACCUCCAUGUUCGGCCUCUUUGUGGAACAUGGACCAUAUGUGGUUUAUAAGAAUAUGACAGUUGGUUUGAGGGAUUACGCUUGGACAACCAGAUAUUCCGUUUUGUACAUUGACAAUCCGGUUGGAACAGGUUUCAGCUUCACUGACGAUGACAAAGGUUUUGCUCAGAACCAAGAUGAUGUCGGCAGGGAUCUAUACAGUGCUUUAACGCAGUUCUUCCAACUCUUCCCUGAGUAUCAGUCCAAUGAGUUCUACGCAACUGGAGAGUCUUAUGCUGGGAAGUAUGUUCCUGCCAUUUCUUACUACAUCCACAAAAACAACCCCACUGCUAAGGUGAAAAUCAACUUUAAGGGAAUGGCCAUAGGUGAUGGGCUCUGUGAUCCAGAACUGAUGCUGGGUGGUUACGGUGACUUCAUGUACCAAACAGGCAUGAUAGAUGAACUCCAGAAAGAGUAUGUGGUCCAGCAGACAGACUAUGGGGUGAAGCUCAUCCAGCAGCAGAAGUGGGUGGAAGCUUUUGAGGUUUUUGACAGCUUGCUGAAUGGUGACGUGGCACCUUAUCCCUCUUUCUUCCAAAAUGCUACAGGUUGCACCAACUACUACAACUACAUGACAUGCCAGGAGCCUGAAGACCAGGAGUACUUCUCCCAGUUUGUGACUCAGCCAGUGGUGCGGCAUGCCAUCCAUGUGGGCAACCUGACGUUCCACGACGGCUCAGAGGUGGAGAAACACCUCCUGCAGGAUGUCAUGAAGAGCAUCAAGCCUUGGCUGGGUGUGCUGAUGGACAACUAUAGGGUCUUAAUCUACAGUGGUCAGCUGGAUGUUAUUGUAGCCGCUCCUUUGACUGAGAGGUUCCUGCCUACCGUCAACUGGACUGGGGCCGCUGAUUACAAACAAGCCCCUCGCUUCCACUGGAAGGUUCAGCCCAGUGACACAGAGGUGGCAGGUUAUGUAAGACAAGUGAAUGAGUUUUACCAGGUCAUCAUUCGAGGAGGGGGUCACAUUCUGCCUUAUGACCAGCCAGCGAGGUCCUUUGAUAUGAUUGACAGAUUCCUCUCAACACGGGGCUGGAUAUGAAGAGUUUUGGCUUUUUAACUGAAAUAUCAACUCCACUUUAAGAAGCAUAUCAUUAAUCAAUGACUGUUGAUUGAUAAGACCGUUGAUUGUCUCAGCACAUGUAAAUCAGUACAUUGUUGGAUUUGGUACACAUAUUUGCUGCUGAUUUUGUUUUUUAAAGCAUUUUUAACAGAGGUGGCAUUGUUCUUUGGAUUUCCCUCUGAUGCACUGCAAAUCAAAGUUGUCUCAUUUCAAGAGGUCUCAAUCACUGUCUACAUCUCUGAUGAUUUGAGUGAUUCAUGUGGUUGUAAUGGAGUGAAACCAAAAUCAUAUUUCAGUCUGAUUUUUUUGGGCCUUAAGUUGUCAUGUUUCAGUUGGGAUUGUGUGUGGGGAAAUGUGUGUUUGAUUCAAUACCUACAUGCUUGAAGAUAAUAUGUCAAGAGAAAUGCUUUGAAACAAGAGAAUUAAGUUGAAAUAAAG
This is a messenger RNA of Scomber japonicus (chub mackerel), 2005 nucleotides long. It is a transcript of the gene cpvl, whose product is annotated as carboxypeptidase vitellogenic like. The coding region runs from base 101 to 1546 and encodes 481 amino acids. The record is from RefSeq and is a predicted model, not a curated record. Gene Ontology annotation, biological process: proteolysis. Gene Ontology annotation, molecular function: serine-type carboxypeptidase activity. Lineage: Eukaryota; Metazoa; Chordata; Actinopteri; Scombriformes; Scombridae. The transcript is spliced from 13 exons.